Messenger RNA from Balaenoptera musculus (blue whale), 2313 nucleotides. It is a transcript of the gene LRRC38, whose product is annotated as leucine rich repeat containing 38. Gene Ontology annotation, molecular function: voltage-gated potassium channel activity; potassium channel activator activity; transmembrane transporter binding. NCBI's taxonomy places the organism in Eukaryota, Metazoa, Chordata, Mammalia, Artiodactyla, Balaenopteridae. The record is from RefSeq and is a predicted model, not a curated record. Gene Ontology annotation, cellular component: voltage-gated potassium channel complex.
AUGCCCUGGCGCAGAGCCAGAGGGACCCAGGUCACGCUCCCUUUUGCAAGGGCUGGCGCGCGGAGAGCGCGCUUUGGCACCAGGCGGGCGCGGGAGUGCGGGGCGCACGACCCUGACACGCCCUCUGAAAUCCACUGGGGCUGGGGGCGCUUGGUCACUGAACUCGGUCGCCGAGUGUUCCGCGCCAAGUCCGCGCGACAGGUCUUAUUGCCCGGUGUCGGAAAUGAGGUGCCCGGGCGGGGCCGCGUUUGGGACGGCCGCUCCGCCACCCCUGCCGCUCCCGCCUCUCUCCCGGGAUUUUCCGCUCCCCCGCUCCGCCCGAGCCUCCCGGGCUCCCCUGGUCGGUCCGCGCUGCGCCCCAUCGCCCCCGCGCGCCCGGGCGCGAGCCCUCCCGCCCCGGCAGCCCUCCGGCUCCCCGCGCCUGGCCUCCGGGACCCCGCGCGCCGCCCCGCGCCAGGGCUCGGCCCCAGAGCCGCGUCCGCGUCGCCGCCGCUCGCGCGGGUCCCGGCUAUGCGCCCCCGCGCCGCGCCCCGCGCCCCCGCCGGCGCCGGCGCCGCGCUGGGGCUCUGCAGCCUCCUGCUGCUGCUCCCGCCAGGACCCGCGUGCCCCGCGGGCUGCGCCUGCAGCGACCCGCACACCGUGGACUGCCGCGACCGCGGGCUGCCCAGCGUGCCCGACCCCUUCCCCCUGGACGUGCGCAAGCUGCUGGUGGCCGGGAACCGCAUCCAGCACAUCCCCGAGGGCUUCUUCAUCUUCUACGGCGACCUGGUCUACCUGGACUUAAGGAACAACUCUCUGCGCUCCCUGGAGGAGGGCACGUUCAGCGGCUCGGCCAAGCUCGCCUUCCUCGACCUCAGCUACAACAACCUGACCCAGCUGGGCGCCGGCGCCUUCCGCUCGGCCGGGAGGCUGGUCAAGCUGAGCCUGGCCAACAACAACCUGGCGGGCGUGCACGAGGCCGCCUUCGAAACCCUGGAGUCGCUGCAGGUGCUGGAGCUCAACGACAACAACCUGCGCAGCCUCAACGUGGCCGCCCUGGCCGCGCUGCCUGCGCUGCGCACGCUGCGCCUGGACGGGAACCCCUGGCUCUGCGACUGCGACUUCGCCCACCUCUUCUCCUGGAUCCAGGAGAACGUGUCCAAGCUGCCCAAAGGCCUCGACGAAAUCCAGUGCUCCCUGCCCGUGGAGAACAGGAGGAUAUUCCUGCACGAGCUGUCGGAGGCCAGCUUCAGCGAGUGCAAGUUCAGCCUCUCGCUCACAGACCUGUUCGUCAUCAUCUUCUCUGGCGUGGCUGUGUCCAUCGUCGCCAUCAUCUCCAGCUUCUUUCUGGCCACCGUGGUGCAGUGCUUCCAGAGGUGCGCCCCCAACAAAGACACUGAGGACGAAGACGAGGAUGAGGACGACUGAGCCACCCGCACCCCCUCCUUGCUCUCCAGAACCCCAGCCCAUGGCUCUCCUCCGAGGGAAAUGCUGGAAACGGAGAAGAAUUGACCAUCAGUGACCAGAGCAGCGCCUGCUCUGAGCCUUGCCCCCUGGGCGCACCCGCUGAGACCUCUGAUCUCGGAGUUUAGAAUCCGCAGAGCGAAGGAGUCCAGGAAGGAUUCCCGGAGGAGAGCCUGCCUCUCGGCUUGAGGUGCGUGUGGGGAGAAGAUGACCGAGUCAGGUUUCAGAGCCGACAGCUGAAAACAGCGCAGGGGAUGUGAAGACUGGCAGCUCUCACCUGCAGAGAUGACUUUGUGCCGUCCAUUUCUCUGACCUGGACCGCAGGACCAGGCAGCCUCUCCUUCCUCCUGAGAGGCAGCAACCUAGACGGUGGGGAUUGGAGUUCAGGUCCGUCUCCAUGGGAGCAGGACUUCUGCCCCUUCUGGAAUAGGCUUUGGCCACCUUGGGGUGUUACACAGAGAACAACCCCACGUCUGGCUAAAAUGGCACCGAGGAAAAAGCUAAGACCUGGCCGAAGGGUGUUUGUUGUUAUAUUUUGGUGAGCAGGUCAGAAAAACAUUUGUUGACAGAACUCAAACCCUGGUCCUCAUCCUAAGAGGUAGCAACUGGUAAAGGAAGAACAGUUGUUUUUGUACAAUCACGAUGGCCUCUGCUCAGAGUCACUCUUCCCUCUGAAGUACAGCCAAGUUGCUUCCAUCUUGCCCCGCCACCUCCUUCAGCCUUGAGUCCCCCCUCAACUGAAUAACGCCCGUUCAUUCUCUGUGCUGGCACGGUUCCAGACUUGUCAUCUCCGGAACUUGUGAUAAACUUUCCUGGAGGCCAGGAUUCCAAAAAGCAGGUUAUAUUGGACCAAUAAAAUGUUAAAAAAAA